Messenger RNA from Cladophialophora carrionii CBS 160.54, 942 nucleotides. RefSeq lists its product as uncharacterized. Gene Ontology annotation, biological process: transmembrane transport. Gene Ontology annotation, molecular function: S-adenosyl-L-methionine transmembrane transporter activity. Gene Ontology annotation, cellular component: mitochondrial inner membrane. Lineage: Eukaryota; Fungi; Ascomycota; Eurotiomycetes; Chaetothyriales; Herpotrichiellaceae. Bases 1 to 942 code for a protein of 313 amino acids. The record is from RefSeq and is a predicted model, not a curated record. The transcript is spliced from 2 exons.
AUGACUGGGCAAGAUGUAGCUCUACAAGAAGCUCGACGACCCGUCGUGACCUCGCUAUGGACCAGAUCCCUCAUUGCAGGCGCAUUCGCCGGCCUUACAGUUGACUUCUCGCUCUAUCCGCUGGACACGAUCAAGACCCGACUCCAGUCUAAUCUGACGAGUACCAACAAUGGCGGCAUUCUACCGCGCCAUACCGUACGAGGCACGCUGCGCAGCAUGUAUGCCGGUCUCCCCUCGGCCUUGCUUGGGUCCAUGCCCUCGGCCGCAUCCUUCUUUGUGGUCUACGACGGGGUGAAAAGAGAAUUGAUAGACAAUGACACACCUUCUACACACCAAGCAUAUGCCCACAUGCUGGCCUCGUCGCUGGGAGAAAUAGCUGCGUGUGCCAUCAGGGUACCGACAGAAGUAGUCAAGCAACGGGCACAAGCAGGCCUCUUUGGAGGAUCGACGCUACUCGCCUUCCAGGAUAUACUGGGCCUCCGGAGGUCAGAUGGCUAUACGACCAUGGUUCGGGAGCUUUACAGGGGUGGUGGGGUGACCAUCAUGCGUGAAAUACCAUUUACGAUCAUCCAGUUCAGUCUAUGGGAAAAUUUCAAGGCCUCGUACUCGGCACGGCAGCAUAGAAUGCAUGGCAGACAACCAGCGAUGGUCUCAGCCGCGGAGAGUGCAGUCUUCGGCAGCGCGGCCGGUGCUAUUGCUGCUGGACUGACGACGCCGCUGGACGUCCUGAAAACCAGGAUCAUGCUAGCACGGAAGGAAUCAGGCGCCUCUUCGGAGAGAGCUGGUGCCGUGACAGUCCUGCGUCAGAUCCGGGCACAGGAAGGCAUUUCUGGGCUGUUCCGCGGCUUCGUACCCCGUGUCGGUUGGAUUAGCACAGGAGGUGCUAUUUUCCUGGGGACGUACCAGUAUAUCAGCAAUAUGCUGGGUUCGGACUGCAGAUAG